AUGAAGUCUCCCAAAAUCUUUGAAGUACUCUCUCUACUACUCGCGUUCUCAGUUGUUGAUGUAGUUGAAUUCUUGGUGGAAGAUAAUACCAAAUACUCCGUUAAUGCAUUAAGAUUCCGGGAUGAAAUCGGUGGGUCAAACUUUGCCAGAGCUGCAAACUUCGUGUGGGGUUUAUUCCCUCAAACCAAGAACCCUUCCGACAGAAGGAUUGUUACGAUGAUCAAAUUAUUGAUGGAGAUGGUGGACGGUGUGGCGUACAACAAUAUAGAUGAGAUACACUUCAACAAAGGUUAUCUCGUGGAUUUAUCGAAAGAUGCUAGAAGGGAAUUUAGUGGAGUGGUUUAUCAUGAGGUUGUUCAUUCUUUGCUAUCGAAUGGUAUGGGACAGGCUCCGGUUUGUAUUAUCAAAAGGAUAGCGGACUAUGUGAGGCUAAAAGAGGAUCAUGCUCCAGAUCACUGGGUAGGAUCCGGUGGUGGUCAUAAGUGGGACAAGGGUUAUGACGUUACUGCAAGGUUCUUGGAAUAUUGUAAUGAGCUGAUGGAUGUGUUCGUUGUGGAGUUGCAUAAGAAGAUGAAUGAUGGAUAUAGUGAAAAUAUUAAAAAUAAUUUUAUGAGGUAUAUAUGGUUUUCAACAUGA
This is a messenger RNA of Brassica oleracea var. oleracea, 636 nucleotides long. RefSeq lists its product as uncharacterized. The coding region runs from base 1 to 636 and encodes 211 amino acids. The transcript has a single exon. Lineage: Eukaryota; Viridiplantae; Streptophyta; Magnoliopsida; Brassicales; Brassicaceae. The record is from RefSeq and is a predicted model, not a curated record.